Patella vulgata (common limpet) is the source of this 2170-nucleotide messenger RNA. RefSeq lists its product as uncharacterized. The transcript has 6 exons. The record is from RefSeq and is a predicted model, not a curated record. NCBI's taxonomy places the organism in Eukaryota, Metazoa, Mollusca, Gastropoda, Patellidae. The coding region runs from base 361 to 1626 and encodes 421 amino acids.
CAGAAUCGUCAACAAUAGAUUUUUUACGUCUGUAAUAGUUAUUACAAGUGUUGAGAAUUUCACGUGCUGUGGCUAUUUAUAGACACAAAGAGAGCCCGAGACUCGUCUGAAAUCAAUUAGAGUUACGUCACUGAAGCGUGCACAUUCAACGUGUCGAGUACAACUUUUAGAAGGGAAAAGAUUCGGCCACGGGGCACCCUACAUUUGUCAAAUGUUUAUAUGUGGCAAUGUGUAGAAUCCAUGCACAUGUGUUGUUCCCUUUAAUGUUAUACACAAAUCAAUUGGAAGACCUGUGAUAGCUCGACACGGUUAUGGGCUCGAUACAUUUACAUGUAGUUAACUGAAGAAUAUCAAACAGGAAUGAAGGUAUUUAACAUGUUCAAGAAGAAUUGCUGGUAUUUACUCUACGUUUUCGUGAUUUCUACCUUGACUGAGGAACUAAUCAGCGACGCAAACAGUGCUUGGCUAAAAUUUAAUUUAAUUAACGCUGAUAAAUUCGUGUCAUUAUCUACACAAUUAUUUUAUACUGAUAUGCAAGGAGUUUGUGGGAAAAAUUGUAAAGACAGAACUUGGUGUGUUUCAUUCACAUUCAACAAAAACAGACGAGAAUGUCAUCUUUACAACACAAAUUUAAACGAAACAGCGAACUGGAUAAAUGAUACUGGUACCAAGGUUUUUUCUGUGAAAACUGAAGGAAUCAACGUGGCCCACCAGAAACCAACGUUUAGCAGUAGUCUUGUAAAUGGUCGUUCUAGUGACCAGGCAGUAGACGGGGAUAUCACGCCACAAAAUUAUGAUCUGACUACAUUUUGUUAUCAAACCGCCUCCACCGACUUCAAUCCAUGGUUUAUGGUAGAUCUAGGAUAUGUUUAUAUGAUCAAGAUAGUUGUGGUAUAUAAUGCUGAUGACUAUCCUGAAAGACUUCACGAUGUCAACUAUGAAUUAUUCUCAACCGAUCCAUCCAACGAUCCCUCAGCUGUUCCAAAUUGUUGUGCGUCUGUUCCGAAUUUCAACACAGGCAAGAAUAUCAUCAGGUGUAACAAAGGGGUGUCAGGAAGAUUUUUGAAAAUUUCCAUUCAGAAUUCGAGAUUUUUGACACUUUGUGAAGUAGAAGUUCUAGGAAAAAUGUUGAACGACACGUCUUAUUGUGGUGGACAGCAGUUAUAUUCAUGUAAAUUAUUUCCUGGGGGACCAAAUAUUGCUCUGGGCAAACCAACGUCGGAAAGUUCACUUCGGGAAGCUGCUCAUCGUUCGUCUAGAGCUAACGACGGUCUCAAACCGUUAACCUACAAAACCUGUACACAUUCGGCAGCUGGCGACUUUAACCCUUGGUGGCAGAUAGAUUUACAGGAUCUUUAUAAUAUAACCAGUGUAACCAUAGCUAAUAGAGUUGAUGAUAAACAAGUGAUUGGAAAUCGUUUAUCAGACGUGAGUAUCAGGGUUUAUGAAACUACACCAUCCAUGGAUUCUCCAAAUAAUUUAUGUAAGUUUAUACCAGGAGAAUUUGGUUGUAUAAUCAGAACCAUAGAGUGUGACAAGUCAACUAUUGGCCGGUGGAUUCGAAUUUCAAAACCCACAGAAUAUUUAACCCUUUGUGAAGUUGAGGUCACCGGACAUUUAAUAUGAACCACUAAUAUGAACGACGAACAGUUUAUUACGGUUACAUACACAAAACUUGUAAUAAAAUUUUUUAUGGUAACAGCCUUGCCUAAAGCGUUCUCUUUUAGGCUACGUGUUUCGUUUUUUUUUAAAAUACAUUUUCUUUUUUUAAAUUAUGAUUAAAACAGGAUCUAUUGCAGAUGUACCUGGAGUUAAGGCCGGUUGUCGAACUAUUUAAUGUAUUAAGUGUAGUUUUCAGUUGUUGUUUAAAUAAUCCAUAUUUGACUAAUUCUUUUCGUCAUUGGACAUAUUCAUUUAAUCAUUUAAUUAAUACGAGAUAUCAGACGAUAUAAACUACAGACCAGAACUAGACCGGGCUUGGCAGACUCAUGAGAAUUCUUAGAAAGAGACGAGUAACGUUUCCAGCAGUUAGACUCUCUGGCUAGAGUGAGUUGAGUGGAUUGAAAGAAACCGAACGACUUUUUAUUUUUGAGUUACAUCUAGACUUAAUGCUAGUACUUAUAUUUGUAAUAUCAUAGCUGUUGUAAACUUUGUAUCCUGCUUCAUUUAA